Molecule: messenger RNA, 717 nt
Organism: Psilocybe cubensis
Lineage: Eukaryota; Fungi; Basidiomycota; Agaricomycetes; Agaricales; Agrocybaceae
Exons: 3
Coding region: 1-717 (238 amino acids)
Biological process (GO): phospholipid biosynthetic process
Cellular component (GO): membrane
Molecular function (GO): phosphotransferase activity, for other substituted phosphate groups
Source: RefSeq, a predicted model, not a curated record
AUGUCCCGACGAAAAUCUUCGACGACCACCCCAGACAUGGACGAACUCAAAACUACGGCCUUGCACCAGUACCAGGACACAGAUGGCCACUUUUCGCUUGUUAGGAAUUUCCGACUUGCCGACCUUGUUACUAUCAUGAAUGGCGUCUGCGGCUCUUUCUCAAUUUUUUCAUCAGCUCGUUACCUCCUGACGAACGACCCGGAAUACCUUUGGACCGCCAUGAUCUUUCCACUAGCCGGCCUCAUGUUCGAUUUUAUGGAUGGAAAGGUGGCAAGGUGGAGAAAGUCGAGCAGUAUGUUGGGACAAGAAUUGGACAGCUUAGCAGAUCUGAUCUCAUUUGGAGUUGCUCCCUCUCUCCUUGCAUUUGUCGUAGGGCUCAGAACGUAUCUUGAUACGGUGAUACUCACAGGAUUCAUUUGCUGUGGUCUUGCUCGUCUUGCACGAUUCAACGCAACGGUUGCUCUCAUUCCCAAAAACGACGGAGGAAAAGCGAAAUAUUUUGAGGGUCUUCCGAUUCCUUCAUCUCUUGGACUGGUCGGUGUCCUUUCGUACUGGGCAAAGAAAGGUUGGAUUGAAGGGCAGCAAGGCAUCCCAUGGGGCACCACUACUUUAUGGGGUGUCAAGGGAGGACGAGGCGAAGUUCAUUUGGUCAGCUUCAUCUUCGCAUUCUGGGCUGCAGCCAUGGUCAGCAAAACUUUGAGGGUCCCCAAACCCUGA